This is a messenger RNA of Hyaloscypha bicolor E, 3886 nucleotides long. RefSeq lists its product as uncharacterized. The record is from RefSeq and is a predicted model, not a curated record. Bases 1 to 3795 code for a protein of 1264 amino acids. The transcript is spliced from 3 exons. Lineage: Eukaryota; Fungi; Ascomycota; Leotiomycetes; Helotiales; Hyaloscyphaceae.
AUGGGCAAAGUCUCACCGCCUAGAAAGGCAGUUCCGCCAUCAAAAGACUCCAAGGGUCUCCAAGUAGGAGUCAAAGUGCGAAAAAUCAUCGAGAAAUUGUCUGUAUUGAAGAUUAUUCGACCUGGGAAGCCAAAACCAACUGAUGAGGGAACUGCUCUUCCUGGUGCUGAGUUGUCCGCGCACGAUGUCUCUGAGGACGGUAGUGACUUUACCACUCGGCACGUGACAGAAAUUCCUGUCAGGAAACUUCCAGCGGAUGACGAGGACAUCGUUGCAGAUCCUCAUUCUGUGGCUACCGCCGAGCAAGAAAUUCCAGCUCAAGGUUCUACCUAUAUUGAUCGAGCCAAUGCUACUUCCCCUCGAAUCGUUGAGCUAGAAAUUGCCAAUCAUGAUCUAGACAGUGGAAAAAGUUCCAACUUAAGCGAUGUCCCUGGAAAUCUUCGCACAAACACGACAGCAAACCGGGCAUCAACUUCAGAUAUAUCGAAUAUCUAUCCAAAGGAGGCUGAGAGUUCUGAUCCAGGCCCGAUUUCGUUACACUCCAUCUCAGACAGAAAGGCUGCUUCGUCUUUUCCCAGUGAAGAAGAAACGCGAAGUCUUUGGGGAAAAGCGUGCGAAAAUGUGGAGGCUCGAAAAGAACAAUCUAAAUAUCUUCACUGCCUUCAAAAAUCUGCUCAAAAUCCUAAUGGAAGUGGCGUGACCUCUGAUUUGGCACAGAUCCUGAGUGAGAGGCAGAAGAAAUCUCAAGCCGAAAACGAAGUUUCCGAAUCCUCAGCGAAUAGUGCAAUAUCUCGGGCAUUAAGAAGCAUGAGUAUAGCCAAGGUUCGGUCAGUCAGAUUCUUGAUGUCAACCAAAGACUUGGCUAUGGGUCUUGCGCGGCUGGAUCCUCAUGGAAUUGCCCCUAUCGUGCUUGGCGGGGUUUACACCGUUGUUUCGGUGUUUGAUAACAACACUGAAGAAUGCCAAGCCGCGCUUACGAUCACAUUAGAACUUGCCGGAAUUGUGGCAGUGUGGACCGGGGUCGAGAAUCAUCAGAUCUCGAAAAACUCGGAUCAAAGAUUAAAUAAGCUCUAUGCAAAACUCAGUGAUCAGAUUGUGGGCCUCUAUGAGGAUAUUAUAGUGCUAUUUGGCACCAUUCUGACCUGGUUGGACAGAAAUCAAGUUCGUAAGAUUAUAGGGGGAGUCGUUCCUGCUCAGACCGAGUGGAAGAACUCCCACGCGAAGAUCAAGUCUCUCGAAACAAAUUGUAACAAUGUCCGAAGCGAGAUUACUAUGAAGAAAGAAUCUCACGACAAGUCAAGCGAAAUAUUGAGAUGGAUAUCUGAGUAUGAUAUUCGAGGUUCGUAUCAGAACAUACUCGAAAAAACUGGAGUACUUGAGAAAUACAGCGACCACGGUCAGUGGCUCAUCGACCAUAAGGACUUUCAAGAGUGGUCAAGCUCCGGGGCGAGCUCUGUCCUCUGGCUAAGAGGAAUCAUGGGUACCGGAAAGACAACUUUAGUGGCGCGUGCUGUGCAACAAUUGAAAAGAUCUGCAACGGUCGAAAUCUUUGGUAGCCGCUUGGCAAUUUUCUUCUUCCGAAAGACCGCCGGGGCUUCAAUAACAUCUGUCACGGUCGAAACUUGCCUUAGUUCCAUACUUCGCCAGUUAUCCUGGGAUAAGACAAUUGAAGAGCUCGAUCCAUCAAUUAAAAGCGAAUAUUACAAGUUCAAGGCUGAAGACAGCAAUGAUACUUGUUUGACUAUCGGAGAAUGUCGACAACUGCUAUCCCGAUUGAUUGGUCUCCGCGAAACAUAUAUCAUGAUUGACGCAAUAGAUGAAUGUGAGGAUCCUUAUGGACUGUUGAAGGAACUGCAGAAAUUAUUAGAUCUGAUCCAGGACGCAAAGGCCGUUUCGAAGCCCUUGCAUGUCAUGCUAGCGAGCAGAGAUGACCUCACGAUCGACGAUUUCUUCAAAGGAUGCCGGAAAAUUGCAACAAAUCCAGAGGAUGCGAAACAAGAUCAAGAAGAAUAUAUCAACCGUGAGAUCGAUAGCAUUUGUCGAACCUUAAGAGCCUCUAAAUUCGCCACUUCUCCAAAUGGGCAUUCUGAACGGCUUAAAGAAUUGUUGAAGGAAAAGGGCGGUGGUUCUUUUAGAUGGAUUGAGAUCCAGCUUGAAUUCUUCGGGAAAACAUCCUUCAAAACAUCGGACGAGAUCACAGUCCACUUGAAUAAUCUUCAAAGCCAUACCAAGCACCAAACACUUUACGACGAAUACGAAAGGCUUUUCUGGCUUCUUCAGCGUUCGGGUCCAAAUCUUGAGCGUGCACUCAAGAUGUUUCGACUAAUGGCUUGCUCGAAUAUAGAGAUGACUGCUAGCGAUUUAGCGGAAGCCAUCAACACAAGCGAGCCAUUAGUCGAGGAACUCAGCCCCGACAACAUUCGAAGAAUAUUGGUUGGUUUCGUCACCGAGCCGUCAAGAUCGGGGAGUCGUGAAUAUUGUGGCAAAGCUUUGGACGGACUUGUUUUCCAAUGGGCUCAUGCGUCCGUCCUCGAGUUCUUGAUGGAAAGAGCCUCUAGCAUCAAUUUUACAGUGCUGGCUCAACAUUCAGAAGCGGCGUCACUCUGUUUUUCGCGAAUCAAAGCUUGCGACGAUCAUCCAGUAGUCCCUCCACCCCAAGAGAUGUCAAUAUUCCUCAAGUACAGUCUUUUAGAAUGGCCAGAGCACUGCAAACAGGCUUUUAAAGAAGAUCCAAAUUGCUCACUCGUGGAAAAGACAAAGAAAUUCAUCUUGGCAGACUCGUACAGAAUAUGGAAUCGGCUUGCCCCAUCUCUAAUCACUUGGGGGAACCACUAUCAUUUUAGCGGCCUAUGCUGCGAUCGUCCAUCCGCGAUGCCGGGAUUCGUCAUUGUCGAUUUUGAAUUGUCAGAACUACUCAGGCUCGCCGACAUUCAAGCCCUCAUUGAUCUUCAACAGUGCAAUCUUACGGGACGAACUCUCCUCCAAUUCUGGAUAGGACGUACUGUACGUGCACCCAAAAUGAUCGACCAACUUGUUGACCUCUUUCCCGCCCAGAUUAAAGGGACGAACGGAGGUCGUGAACUUUUCGAAGCUAUUUACAUGGGCUCUGCCCGAGUGGUCGCCAAACUGCUUGAAAACGGCGAAAAACUUCUCCAGGGGCAACGAUCUACUCUGGGCGUUGCCGUUGUGCGCAUGUUAUUCGUGCGACGCCUUGAAAAGAAUACGGAGACUAGAAAAAAUCGUCUGGAAAUCAUACGAAUUCUUCUUGCAAAAAGAUUCACCAUAUUUGAUCUUCAUCUUGAUUUUGAAGAAGGCGAUAAGUUUCUCAGGCCGGUCAUGUCGAUGGCUGUCCGUUCCAAUUAUGAUAAUUUGAUCAAUAUCUUCAUAGAGACCAUAGUCGAUUUUGAUAAGCGAGGACUCACCGGUAGCGUUCAAAGACUACUAAGAACGAGAGACAUCUUUGGGCAAACUCCCAUUGAAGCAGCUCAGAGCCCUUUGAAAGAACGAUUGUCUCAAAUACUGGGAGAUACAACUCACAGAGAUGGAAGAAUAUUGUUUGAGUUCGAUGAAACAGAGGUAAUGAAAGAAAUGAAGUGCGAUGUAGAGCAGUGGACGAAUUUCAAAAAAAAUCUGGCACACGGUGGGUUGGCAGAAGUGUGUUCGAAGAAUUCCCGUGGCCAACAUUGGCACUACGACGAGGGCAAACGAUACGAAGAAUGGCUUCUGUCAAGAUACAAGGAAGUAGACCAGGAAUAUCGGGAACUCAAUCGACAGCUUCUGAAGGAGAUUACAUAAGACUAAAUGGAGUAAAACAUGAUCCUAUAAACAUAACCCGCGCAAGAACUCUGCGCUUCUGAAUAAGACCACGAUUGCUACAAGUUAGAAC